Molecule: messenger RNA, 4759 nt
Organism: Anopheles bellator
Lineage: Eukaryota; Metazoa; Arthropoda; Insecta; Diptera; Culicidae
Product: 5-oxoprolinase
Exons: 2
Coding region: 1-3954 (1317 amino acids)
Biological process (GO): glutathione metabolic process
Cellular component (GO): cytosol
Molecular function (GO): 5-oxoprolinase (ATP-hydrolyzing) activity
Source: RefSeq, a predicted model, not a curated record
AUGGGCAGCAGUGGCGAAGGAAAGUACAAUUUCGCAAUCGACCGCGGUGGCACCUUCACCGAUGUGCUGUGCAUUACGCCCGACCGCUCCGUCCGCACGCUCAAGCUGCUGUCGGUGGAUCCGGCCAACUACGCGGACGCACCGACCGAAGGCAUCCGGCGGGUGUUGCAGCAAGAAACGGGACGGGCCCUCACGCCGAACGGCCUCAUCGACACGGAGCUGAUCGGAUGGGUGCGCAUGGGUACGACGGUGGCAACGAAUGCCCUGCUCGAGCGGACCGGUGAUCCGGUGGCACUCGUCGUUAACCGGGGCUUUCGUGAUUUGCUGCAGAUCGGCAACCAGGCGCGGCCCAAAAUAUUCCAGUUGAACAUCGAAAAACCGUCGAACCUGUACCGCGAAGUGGUCGAAAUCGAUGCUCGAAUCGUGCCGGCUCAAGAGGGCAAGUGUCAGCUGGCGGCGGCUGCUGGCGAGUGGCGUAAGUUGAGCGGUGCUUCUGACGCGGCCUAUCUCGAGACCGUGCCGCUCGACGAGUCCGAUGUACGGCGAAAGCUGACCGCAAUCCGGGAGUCCGGCAUCCACUCGCUGGCCGUGGUGCUCGCACACAGCUAUGCCUGUCCGGAGCACGAGCUGCGCGUCGGUGCGAUUGCGCGGGAUCUUGGCUUCCCGUACGUCACGCUCUCGCACCAGGCCAUGCCCAUGUGCCGUCUGGUGGCCCGGGGAUUCACAGGCUGUGCCGAGGCGUACCUAACACCGCACGUUGAGCGCUAUUUGGCCGGUUUCCGUGCCGGCUUCCGCGAUCAGCUGCAGGGCGCCGAAGUGCUGUUCAUGCAGAGCGACGGAGGGUUGACGCAAAUGGAGCACUUCCGUGGCGCCCGGGCCAUUCUCAGUGGACCGGCCGGUGGAGUCGUGGGGUACGCGGUAACCGGUGUGCGCGACGCCGACGGAAUGGAUCUGAUCGGGUUCGAUAUGGGCGGCACGUCCACCGAUGUGUCCCGGUUUGCGGGCAGCUACGAGCACGUGAUCGAAAGCAUGACCGCCGGCGUUACGAUUCAAGCCCCCCAGCUCGACAUCAACACGGUGGCCGCCGGUGGUGGGUCACAGUUAUUCUUCCGUGCCGGCCUGUUCGUCGUUGGGCCCGAGUCGGCCGGUGCCCAUCCGGGUCCGACCUGCUAUCGAAAGGGAGGACCGCUCACGGUCACCGACGCUAAUCUGAUCCUGGGUCGCCUGCUCCCGGAGUACUUUCCGGCCAUUUUUGGCCCCCGCGAGAACGAACCACUCGAUUACGAGGCGACACGGGCCGCGUUUGAGACGCUGCGCCGGGAAAUUAACGAGCAUCUGGUUGAAUCCGGUCGGACGUCGCUAUCGCUGGAGGAGGUGGCACUCGGAUUCGUGCGGGUUGCCAACGAAGCUAUGUGUCGCCCGAUCCGUGCCCUAACGCAGGCCCGUGGAUACGACACAUCGCGGCACGCCCUGGCGUGCUUCGGUGGGGCCGGCGGUCAGCACGCGUGUAGUAUUGCCCGCGAGCUUGGAAUGCACCGGGUUGUGAUCCACAAGUACGCCGGUAUCCUGUCGGCGUACGGUAUGGCGCUGGCGGAUGUGGUUCACGAAGCGCAGGAACCGUGCGGCCUGGAGCUGUGCGAGGAAAGCCGCCCGCAGCUCAAGGAGCGUCUGCAGGUCCUUUCGGCGGCCUGUGUCGAGCAGCUGGAACGUCAAGGGUUCUCGCUGGCCGCCGGAACGAUCCACCUCGAACCGUACCUGCACCUGCGCUACGAGGGCACCGACUGUGCGCUGAUGUGCCGCCCGGAUCGGGUCGUCGAAACGGCGGCCCACACGGUGUACGGCUUCGGAGACUUUGGCCGCACGUUCCGCGAUCGCUAUCGGAGCGAGUUUGGGUUCGUGCUCGACGGACGCCGCAUCCUGGUGGACGAUAUUCGCGUGCGGGGCUGUGGUCGUGCGACGCUCUUCGACGAGCCGCAAGUCGAGGAAGCCGCCGCCUCCUCCGUUGGGCCACUGUACCCCGAGAAAACAACCGUGGCGUUCUACGAGGACGUGGGGCCGCUGGUGACACCGGUGUACGAUUGUAGCAAGCUACGCUUCGGCCACACAAUCGCCGGGCCCGCCAUCCUCAUCGAUCGACUGUCGACGAUCGUGAUCGAGCCGGGGGCGUGUGCAGCGAUCACCAGCCGUGGUGACCUAACGAUCGAGCUGAACCAGGGCGGCCGGGCAGCGAGAGUCGAUGAGCGGCUCGAUACGGUACAGUUGAGUAUCUUCAACCACCGCUUCAUGAGCAUCGCCGAGCAAAUGGGACGCGUCCUGCAGCGGACGGCCAUUUCGACCAACAUCAAGGAGCGGCUCGAUUUCUCGUGCGCCCUCUUCGGACCGGACGGAGGGCUUGUCAGCAACGCACCGCACAUUCCGGUCCACCUGGGCGCGAUGCAGGAAACGGUGCAGUACCAGCUGCGAGUGCGGGGCGGCACGCUCAAACCGGGCGAUGUCCUCCUCUCGAACCACCCGCAGGCCGGCGGGUCCCAUCUGCCCGAUCUGACGGUCAUUACGCCGGUCUUUGCUCCGGAGUCUUCGGCGGAACCAGUGUUCUUCGUCGCUUCCCGUGGCCAUCACGCCGACAUCGGUGGCAUCACGCCCGGGUCAAUGCCACCGCACUCGACUUCGCUGGCGCAGGAAGGGGCCGCUUUCAAAUCGUUCCUCCUCGUCGAAGCGGGCCACUUUCAGGAGGACGCAAUCGUGGAGAGGCUCACGAGGGCGGCGGCACCGGAAGUGGGUGCACCGGGCACACGCAACCUGCGUGACAAUCUGUCCGAUUUGCGUGCCCAAAUUGCGGCCAACCAGAAGGGCAUCACGCUCGUCGGCGAACUGAUCGAAGCGUACGGACUCGGUGUGGUGCAGGCAUACAUGGGUCACAUGCAGGCCAACGCCGAUCUGGCGGUGCGCGAAAUGUUGCGGAAGGUAGCGCGGGAAGCGCGACAGCGGCAAUCAGCAAGCGGCACCGCAGACGACCCAGUGGUGCUAGAAGCCGAGCAGCUGAUGGACGAUGGCACUCCGAUUCGGUUGGCGGUGCGCAUCGACGAGGAGCGCGGAUCGGCGGUUUGUGAUUUCAGCGGGACGGGCGUCGAGGUGGCCGGCAACUGUAACGCGCCGCGGGCCAUCACCUUCUCGGCGCUGAUCUACUGCCUCCGCUGUCUGGUGGGAUACGAUGUGCCACUGAACCAGGGUUGCCUCGCACCGAUCGAAGUCAUCAUUCCUCCCGGCUCCAUUCUCGACCCGUCGGAGGGGGCGGCCGUCGUCGGGGGCAAUGUUUUGACCUCGCAGCGGGUCGUCGACACCGUGCUGGCCGCGUUCGGGGCAUGUGCUGCGUCGCAAGGCUGCAUGAACAAUGUAACGAUCGGCGACGAACAGUGGGGCUACUACGAAACGGUGGCCGGUGGAAGUGGGGCCGGCCCGGGCUGGCACGGUACCAGCGGGGUGCACACGCACAUGACCAACACGCGCAUCACGGACCCGGAAAUCCUCGAGCUCCGCUACCCGAUCAUCCUGCGGCGCUUCAGUUUGCGAGAGGACGGAAGCGGAGGCACCGGACAGUACCGUGGCGGCGAAGGUGUCCACCGAGAGUUGCUCUUCCGGCGGCCAAUGACACUGUCGGUGCUGACGGAACGCCGUACCCUGCGGCCGUACGGAGCGGCCGGCGGUGGCCCCGGAAUGCCGGGUCUUAAUCUGCUGAUCCGUGCGGCCGGACCCCGAACAAUGAACAUUGGCGCCAAAACGGCCAUCGAGGUUCGGGCGGGCGAUGUAUUUUCGAUGAAAACCCCCGGCGGUGGAGGGUACGGAGUGCCGGGGGAAGCGGGUGACGAGGCGGGCGGAACAGGGGCAGGGCCAAUGAAGCUGUUUACCGAGCGCGGGAGCGUGUACGAGUACCGGCUGGCCCAAGAGUCCGUCUGAUGGCACGAUGUUGGUUUCAACUUUAACUUCUAUCUCGUGCUGAUUGUCGUCCUGUUGAUCGUCGUGAUCGUCAUGUUUAAAUGAAACGUAGCCCCGGGCCCCCCCGGGUAGUGGCCAUUGCUAGGUUUUCAUCUUCUCGUUCCAAUCACGUUUGUUCGUCACAGUUUGUCCGCGCCACUUCCGGAGGCAAGUCUGUGUCGAAUGCUGCUUCCCCUUACGAUCGUUCAAUCCGGUAACUCGUGCCAAACAUAGAAACGAUGUAGCUUUAACGUUCUGAUAAUUGUAGUGUAGGGUACGACACUGUUUGCGUUUAGCGCGUUAGUUUAGAGAUUUUACCAUUCGGAUCGUUAUUGAUUCCACACAGGAUACGUAGGACCGGACCAACUAGAACCGUUUUUUAGAAGAAUUUCUAUAUUUUCCUCUAGCCUUCCAAAGUUAUUUAAUCGAAAAACUAAACAUUACUGUAAAGCAGUAAGGAAAAAGCGAAAAAAAUGUUUUUAUAAUAUGAACUUUUUGUAACCCAAUAUUCUCUCACAUAUAAAAAGAGCAAACUGUGUCCGAUUGACCACUGUACGUGUCAUCUUGUAUCGAUCCAACCGUAUAGAUUGAAUUUUUGAAUUUCAGUGGUUGUAGCCUGAUAGAACAAAGAAUCACUUACAACGGCAGAGGGCCAAAGAAGAAUAAUUUACGCACCGGCAAAUCCUUUCCCAUUUUAAACGCAAAUCGAAACGGAUUUCGGAAAAUGAUUACCCGAAUGUAAUUCCCGUAACAAUCAUCUGGGACACACACAUCACACACGCGUCAC